Messenger RNA from Pollicipes pollicipes, 2282 nucleotides. Its product is annotated as 2-oxoglutarate and iron-dependent oxygenase JMJD4-like. The coding region runs from base 12 to 1343 and encodes 443 amino acids. Gene Ontology annotation, biological process: positive regulation of translational termination; protein hydroxylation. NCBI's taxonomy places the organism in Eukaryota, Metazoa, Arthropoda, Thecostraca, Pollicipedomorpha, Pollicipedidae. The transcript has 4 exons. The record is from RefSeq and is a predicted model, not a curated record. Gene Ontology annotation, molecular function: 2-oxoglutarate-dependent dioxygenase activity; sequence-specific DNA binding. Gene Ontology annotation, cellular component: nucleus; cytoplasm.
AAGGACGAGAGAUGAACCUGAGAUAUUCCGAGGUGCGGUGGGGUGCACGAAACAGGACGGGUGUAUCACAUCCAGUCUUUAGUUUUGCGUUUGAGGAACCUAAAUAUGAAGAGUUUUACACUAGGUUUAUCAUGGGAAAUUCCCCUUGCAUCCUAAGCUGUGGUAUGAUUGAUGACUGGAAAGCAUCGAAGAGUUGGGUAGAUUCCAGUGGGGAUCCAGACCUGCAGGACUUGGGCUUGGAAUAUGGGAACUUGAAUGUUCCAGUGGCAAACUGUUCAGAGAAGUACUUUGACUCUCAGCCAAAAGCUGAGCUAAAGCUCAAAGAAUAUCUACAAUACAUGAAACAAAAGGAUCGGCAAGACACCCUGUAUCUGAAGGACUGGCACUUCCACGCGGCGCAGCGUCUCCAGCAGCCGGCUGACCCUCCUGUGUACCGCACCCCCUGUCUGUUUGCCUCAGACUGGCUCAACGAAUUCUGGGAGGAGCAGCCGGAGCUUCGUGAUGACUUUCGCUUUGUUUAUGUUGGGGUGGCUGGCACAUGGACUCCAUUCCACGCAGACGUCUUCCGCUCGUUCAGUUGGUCAGCCAACGUGUGCGGUAGGAAACGCUGGAUCCUGCUGCCACCUGGCGAGGAAGAGAAGCUUCGCAGCUUGUCGCAGCUUCCGUUCGAUGUUGCUGGUGUGCUCGGCGCGGAGAGCCCCUCGGCCGCCGUCAGCUCGGCGACCCUGCCGGCCGGCGUCAGCGUGGCACGCCUGCAGCCGAAGACGUCGCCGGGCGGCGUGCGUUACUUCGACGUUAUCCAGGAAGCGGGUGAGGUGAUGUUCGUGCCGUCCGACUGGCACCACCAGGUGUGGAACCUGCGCGACACCAUCUCCAUCAACCACAACUGGCUCAACGCCGCCAACGUGGGCCACGCUAGCCGCCAUCUGCUGGCCUCGCUGACGGCGGUGAAGGCCGAGCUCGCCGACAUCGCCGACGGCUCCGGCGCCUGGCUUGCGCAGUGCCAGCAGCUGCUGAAGGCGACGCACGGUAUGGACGUGCGCGAGUUUGUCGAGUUGCUGUGCUUCGCGGCCGACCGGCGGCUGGACGGCGCGCGCGGCGCGGCGGCCGUACGCGGCCUGGACGGCUGGCAGCACAGCCGCGACCACCUUCGCUGGGACCUGGCGCGCGUCCGCUGCGUCCUGCGGCGGCUGCUGGCCCUCGAGGACGUGACGCGCGCGCCGGACAUGGAUGAGUGUCUCGCGCGGGCCCAGCGGGUCAUCGCCGACAUUGAGGAAGUGUGUCCACCUGAGGCGGGGGGCGCGCCUGGACCGGGACAGUGUGACUGCGGGGUGUGCGCGUGAAUGGCGCAGGUGUAGCGAUGUGACGAGGCUCGAUGGGGAGACGUGUCCUGCUAACGCUCCUCUUGGAUGUGCGCGCAUAGCUUAGGUGGGGCGGCACGAUCGUCCUCACUAUGGACUGUGAUAUGCAAAUGGCUCAUGCUCCUGUACAUUAGGCGUAUGAUCAUUAGGCGUAUGAUGGUCGAUUUUACCCGUCCACGACGUUCAGUCAGGGGCGCAGCAGUGUCAGGUGGUCGGAUGUUACGUGCGAGCGUGUAAAAUGCGCCUUUGGUAGUGAAGCGUUGCGCAUUGUUUACAAUUUUGUGCGGUGCGUGUGCAAUAUUUUCAAAAAUUGCUAAUUUGGCUUUUGGAAACCAGCUUCGUUCGAAAGCAGAUUGCACUUGCAAACGAUACACACGAUGACCGAACAAACAUUCAUUGCCGUUGUUGUCAGCAUGGAAAUGAACAAAAAUUUCACCACGGCCACCUUGUGAAAAAAAUCGAAGUUUUAAAAAUGAUCUUUUUUCCUCUCACAUGAUGGGCAUAAGUAAAUUCAGCGUGUGCACGAAGCGGAUGCACGUUCUGUCCCGGUUUAGGCGUUUUACAUGAGAUGGCCGUUUUUCGACGUGAUUCCACCUUGGUUGUACCUAGCUUAAAACCUGUCAGCAUUGGAGAGUCUAGGUCACACCAUAGUGUGGUAAGGACAUCCUGCGUCAAGACAGGUGUAGCGCAACAAAUUGGCAGAAGUUAACGGCCGAGUUUUGGGUAGUGUAACGUUCCAGGUUUAUAUCUCUCGAACCAAUGAAAAUAAAAUGCUGCUUUUGAUUUGCAAACGAUGUAAAACGAUGUUACAAGUUGCUGACUACUUUCUUCCCGCAGGGGCACUGGUUUCGGCUGGUGUAGGGGACUAGUGCCUCCUCGGGUCCUAGUUCUGGGAACGGGCGGACAGCGCAAGCUUUUCCC